AUGACACCCUCAUUCCUGCUAAGCUUUGCCGCCGCGGCGCUCGCGCUGCAUGUCAUCCGCCUGCUAUUCCUCUCAUGGCAGCGGUCGCGACAUGCUAAGAGCCUGGGCUGUGGCGCCGCUCCUAUGUACCCUUUCAAGGAUCCGCUAGGAAUCAGCAACCUGAUGCAGUCGCUGGCGGCCGAUCGCGAACAUGCCAUCCCCGAGCUGGCUACGAAGCGCAUCGAGGUGAUCAGCAACCUCCAAGGCCGCUAUGUCUCGACUGUUAUACUCCGCAACCUCGGCCGCGAUAACUUGUUUACGACCGAUCCGAAGAAUAUCCAGGCUCUGCUGGCGACGCAGUUUAAGGAUUUUGGGCUCGGACCUACCAGGCUUUCCAGUCUUCACCAGUUGCUGGGCACGGGAAUCUUUACGGCAGACGGAGAGGAAUGGUCGCGAUCCCGCUCACUGCUCCGCCCUCAGUUCACCCGUGAGCAGAUCAGCCAGCUGGAUCUGGAGGAGGCACAUGUGCAAAAAGCGAUGCAGGCACUGCCCGUGGCGGCAGAUGGUUGGACGACCCCCACCGAUAUCCAGUCGAUCUUUUUCCGCUUGACCAUCGACUCAGCAACGGAAUUCCUAUUCGGCGAGAGUGUAGAGAGCCAGAUCGGUGCACUACAAGGCCUAAACCGGCCUGAGGACAAAUUUGCCUCUUACUUCGACCGCUCCCAGUGGGUUGCUGCGCAGCGAGCCCGGUUCGAGAAGUUCUCUUGGGUAGUGGACAACAAGGAGACCCGGUACUCAGAUGCGCAGGUGCAUGCAUUUGUAGACAAGUUCGUCAAGAACGCACUGGAUGCGGUUCAGCGGGACAAGAAGCCCCUAGACGAAGAGAAGCCUGCUAGCUAUGUCUUCCUCGAUGCGCUAGUCGCUUCAACCCAUGACCCAAUCGAGCUGCGCUCCCAACUCCUCAACAUCCUACUCGCAGGCCGCGACACGACCGCCUCCCUCCUAAGCUGGACCAUCCAAAUGCUCACGCGCCACCCAGCCGUCUUCCACAAACUGCGCGAGACAAUCAUCACCGAUUUCGGCACCUACGCCGCUCCACACGAUAUCACCUUCGCCAAUCUCAAAUCCUGCCAGUACCUACAGCACUGCAUGAAUGAGGUCCUGCGCCUCUAUCCCGUCGUGCCUUUCAACCGCCGCACCGCAAUCCGCGACACGACGCUCCCGCGCGGCGGCGGCCCAGACGGCCUAUCCCCUGUUUUCGUCCGCAAGGGCCAGAACGUCGCCUACAGCACCUACGUCAUGCACCGCCGGCAGGAUCUCUGGGGUCCUGACGCGAAUGAAUUCAAGCCCGAGCGCUGGAUGGAUCGGAAGGUUGGGUGGGAGUACCUCCCGUUCAACGGCGGUCCGCGUAUCUGUAUCGGACAGCAGUUUGCGCUUACUGAGGCGGGAUACGUGAUUGUUCGUUUGUUGCAGCGCUUCGAUAAGAUUGAGGAUGUUUAUCCCGAUCGCAAGAUCCGCGGCGCGUUGACCCUGACUAUGGCCCCAGCGGAUCUGGUGACUGUGCGUCUGCAUGAAGCGGAUACCGCUUAA
Molecule: messenger RNA, 1569 nt
Organism: Penicillium riverlandense
Lineage: Eukaryota; Fungi; Ascomycota; Eurotiomycetes; Eurotiales; Aspergillaceae
Product: cytochrome P450
Exons: 2
Coding region: 1-1569 (522 amino acids)
Molecular function (GO): oxidoreductase activity, acting on paired donors, with incorporation or reduction of molecular oxygen, reduced flavin or flavoprotein as one donor, and incorporation of one atom of oxygen; heme binding; iron ion binding
Source: RefSeq, a predicted model, not a curated record